Molecule: messenger RNA, 5646 nt
Organism: Thunnus maccoyii (southern bluefin tuna)
Lineage: Eukaryota; Metazoa; Chordata; Actinopteri; Scombriformes; Scombridae
Gene: plcl5
Product: phospholipase C like 5
Exons: 6
Coding region: 489-4121 (1210 amino acids)
Biological process (GO): lipid metabolic process; intracellular signal transduction
Molecular function (GO): phosphatidylinositol-4,5-bisphosphate phospholipase C activity
Source: RefSeq, a predicted model, not a curated record
UUUGUCCCGCGGAUGCAUGAGAAAGAGAGGGGAAGCUCUCCCGUUUGCAAGCACUGCAAAAGUGUGCAGGACGCAGAGCGAUGCGCACAGCGAAGACUCCACAGAAGCGGACGUGGAGAGCGAAACAGAUUUUUCAAGACAAGGAGACGAAAGUGCAAGCUGUAAACACAUACGUCCGCAGCAAAGCCUGGCCAUAAGUCCGUAUUUCCAGUAUUUUUACUACUCUAAACGUCUACAUAAAGCUAAUCGGAGGAGGUCGCGUGUGGGGAGGACAUUGUCUGCUCAUUAUUUCACCAGGACGGUUCAGUCUGACCAUCCGCUACCCGGCUUCAGAAGAUACCGUGCGCUCCGAAGAUGGACCGGCAGUGGUGAUCCGGUGAAGAAGACAAACCGUCCUGGACGUCAACAAGUCCACCGUGCUUUGAGAAAAUGGGUUGUUUUUACAUUGUGGAGGGGAGGGCUUUGCUGUAGCCUAACACCGGCGGAUCAUGGCAGGGGUACACGCUUCAGAUGCUGUGUCGGGACAUUUUUUGGAUCUUGCCAUCGGCGCCCCGCCAACACAGGGUGAGACCAACGCUGCGGGAAUCACCGGCGAUGCGGCCGCGCUGCCUCCGACCGGUACCCGGGCUUACUUGGAGGUGUCGGCCUCUGCCCAGGGCUACGGGGCUGAGGGAGUUUACACCAAUGGACGGUACAGGGAGCACGGCAGCCCAAGGAUCGGGAGUGGCAGCCGUGAUAAUUCCACCGAGAGAAGCCAGGGAGGUGGAAACACACCUUGCGGCAUCAUGAAGGAUGGUUCCAAACAGAAGCAGGUGAGGAAGAAGACGGUUUCCUUCAGCUCAAUGCCAAGUGACCGCAAGAUCAACAGCACAGCUGCUUGCAUGGCCUUUAUGAUGGAGGGUUGUGAGAUGAAGAAGGUGCGCUCUAACUCACGCAUGUACAACCGCUACUUCCUUCUGGAUCCAGACAUGCACUGGCUCCGUUGGGAGCCAUCCAAAAAGGAUUCAGAGAAGGCCAAACUAGAGAUCAAGAGCAUUAAGGAGGUCCGUUUGGGAAAGAAAACUCCAGUUCUUCGCAGCAAUGGUCUCUCAGAUCAGUUCCCUGAUGAAUGCGCCUUCUCAAUCAUCUAUGGGGAUAACUAUGAGUCAUUAGAUUUGGUAGCUAGUACAGCAGAUGUUGUCAGCACCUGGGUGAUGGGCCUGAGGUACCUGGUGUCUUAUGGUCGGCACACCGUGGACAUGGUGGAUCCCAGUCAACCAAGUCUACGAACAUCUUGGAUUGGGUCAGUGUUUGAGCUAGCAGAUAUGGAAAAAGAAGGCCACAUAGACCUGUUCAGGGCCACACAGAUAAUCAAGGGGCUCAACCCUGGAAUGAAAGAGUCUAGGAUAGAACUGAAGUUCAAGGAACUCCAGAAAGCUAAAGACCAAUACGGAGAGGCAAUUAACAUGGACACCUUUGUGGAGGCCUACUGUGAGCUCUGCACACGGCCAGAGAUCUUCUUCCUACUGGUGCAGUUCUCCAGUAACAAGGAGUAUCUGGACAGUAAAGAUCUGAUGUUAUUUGUAGAGGUGGAGCAGGGUGUGGAAGGUGUGACAGAGGACAUGUGCAGGGAUAUUGUUCAGAAAUUUGAGCCAUCAGCCGAAGGCAGGGAGAGGAGCUACCUCUCCAUUGAUGGCUUCACACACUACCUCCUCUCCUCGGAGUGCCACAUCUUUGACCCCCAGCACAAACGUGUGUGCCAGGAUAUGACCCAGCCCCUGUCCCACUACUACAUCAACUCCUCACAUAAUGCCUCCCUUCUGGAAGACCAUUUCUGGGGUUCGUCAGAUAUCAGCAGCUACAUCCGAGCACUAAGGAUGGGUUGUCGCAGCAUUGAGGUCAUUGUUUGGGAUGGCCCUGAUAAUGAACCAGUGGUGUAUGUAGGUAGUUCUGUGGCCUCACAGCUAGCAUUAUCUAAGGUCCUGGACAUUAUAAACCAAUAUGCUUUUGAGAGCUCCGAGUAUCCCCUCAUUCUCUGCUUGGUGACCCACUGCUGCAUCCCCCAGCAGAGGGUCAUGGCCCAGCACAUGAAAAAGAUUCUUGGGGACAAGCUGUACAUUGAACCCCCCAACAAAGAGGAAAACUACCUACCCUCUCCUGAGAAACUCAAAGGUAAAAUCCUCCUCAAGGGCAAGAGGCUACCGCCCAGUUGCACUGAUUCUGAGGGUGAUGUGACGGAAGAGGAAGAGGGUCUGGAAAUGUCCCGAAGAGUAGGAGCUGAUGAGAAGGACCAGCUAAAUGGCUUGGGCUUCAAAAGACUCAGACUGUGCAGGGAGCUAUCUGAUCUUGUAUCUCUCUGCAAGUCAGUACAGUUCAGGGACUUUGAGAUCUCUAAAAGGGACCAAAAAUUCUGGGAGAUUUGUUCCUUCAAUGAGGUAGAUGCAAACAGGUUUGCCAAUGAGUUCCCAGAAGAAUUUGUCUGUUAUAAUAAGCGCUUUCUCUCCAGGGUGUAUCCCACACCAAUGAGGAUUGAUGCCAGUAACAUGAACCCCCAGGAUUUCUGGAAGUGUGGCUGCCAGAUUGUGGCCAUGAACUAUCAGACACCAGGCUUGAUGAUGGACCUCAACCUAGGCUGGUUCAGGCAGAAUGGCAAUUGUGGGUAUGUGUUGCGGCCAGCCAUCAUGAGGGAGGAGGUGUCCUACUUCAGUGCCAACGCUCGGGACUCCCUGCCAGGGGUGUCUGCUCAGCUCCUUCACAUCAAGGUCAUCAGCGGGCAGAAUCUGCCCAAGCCUCGCGGCUCCGCUGCUAAGGGUGACGUGGUGGAGCCCUACAUAUAUGUGGAGAUUCACGGCAUCCCAGCUGACUGUGCUGAGCAAAGAACCAAGACUGUGUCCCAGAACGGUGACAACCCUAUUUUUGAUGAGAGUUUUGAAUUCCAGAUCAACUUACCUGAACUUGCGGUUCUGCGCUUUGUGGUGCUGGAUGAUGACUACAUUGGAGACGAGUUUAUUGGCCAGUACACCAUCCCAUUUGAGUGCCUACAGCCAGGCUAUAGACAUGUCCCACUGCAAUCACUGACAGGAGAGUUCCUACCCAACACCACCCUGUUUGUCCAUGUAGCCAUCACAAACAGGCGGGGAGGAGGAAAGGCACAUAAGAGGGGUCUAUCUGUCAGGAAGGGAAGGAAGGCCCGAGAGUACACCAACACCAAGACUACAGGGAUCAAAGUAGUGGAUGAGCUCUUCAGAGCUUCCACCCAGCCCCUCAGGGAGGCCACAGAUCUCAGAGAAAAUGUGCAGAAUGCCAUGGUGUCCUUCAAGGAGCUCUGUGGCCUGACUCCUGCAGCCAACAUGAAGCAGUGUAUCCUGACGGUGUCUACUUGGCUUAUGAACAGUGAGCGGUCACUGAGGGUGACAGUGGACCUGAGCGAGACGUACCCCACCAUGGAAGCUCAGGGUCCUGUGCCUGAGCUGCUGCGCAAAGUGCUCAACGCCUAUGACAUGAUGAUCCAAACCAGCAGAACACUGAUAGAGUCGGCUGACGUGGUUUACUCCAAGCUUACACAAGCACAGCGGGCAGGUCUGGACUUCCAUGAGGACCUGCAUCGCAUUGGCGCAAAGGAAGGUCUGAAAGGCCGCAAACUGCAGAAGGCCAUGGAGAGCUACGCUUGGAACAUCACUGUGCUCAAGGGCCAGGCAGACCUGCUGAAGCAUGCUAAGAGUGAGGCACUGGACACUCUUCGUCAGAUCCACUGUGCAGCUCAGUCCUGUGGCCUCAGUAAGAACGGAGCGGCUUCUCCUCAGAUUCAGCAUCAUCCUCUUCACCAGCCACAGCAGUUGCACAUCCAGCAACAGCCUCAGACCAAGGCCCACCCACAGGCUCCACCACUGCACCAGUCACAAACUCAAUCCCAAUCCCAGACCGUGCCUCAGGCUUAUCUCCAUCCCCAACCCCAGCCACAUCCCCAGCUACCAGCUCUCCCUCUGGUUCAAACUGUUUCAAAGCCACCGGCCUAUCCUCAACCUCCACCCCUUCCCCAGCUUCAGUAUCAGUUCCAGACUCAGCAGCAGAGGGCAGCAGGACCUCUGGACUCCAUCCCUGAGAAAGAGAUGGUCAGUGAUGAUCCUGCAGGAUCCUGCUGACCCGCAGCCUGUGCCCACAGAGAAUCCUACCCAAAGAGAGACAGAGACAGUGAGAUAGCGAUGGAGAACAAUAAGCAGAAGGAUGUAGAAGAUAAGAAGGAGGUGGCAAGCAGUGCCAGUAAGGAAAGGGAGAUGGAGGAAGUAAUGGAGAGAGUUAAAGAGAUGAUGAUGGUGAGGAAGACUCGUCGUGUUAGGAGUGAGACACAAGUCUGAAGGGAGGUUUUAAGCAUUGAGCUGGCCAGAGGGCUGAAGGAGAAAAGACAGAGAGACCUCACACUUCAUACACACAUUUUUAAACAGGAUGGAAAACUAGAAAGACAAUGUUUAUUUUUCUCCAUUGUAAAUUUGGAAUAAACUUCCAUCUGAGCCAGAAGGUUUAGGUCUCUUCUGUCUUCUAUAAUCUUUGGUUCUCUGUUGGGAAAGUAAAAAAGUUUAACAGCUGGUAUCAAAUUUGUUGUCUGGACCAGGAUGGCGUUCGGUAGUUGGAUCAGUGAGUCACAUAUCCCUGUCUCUCUCUGGGCAGUGCUAGUUACAUGCCCCUACACUAUGUACUCUAGCUCUGUGGGUACAGGCUUUACCUUACAUCGGCAUUUUCUGCCACAAAUUUGCCUUUUCAUUUCUAGAGACUCCUCGGCAUGUCUUUGUGCUUUUAUUUCUUCAUGCUCACGCUUUUCCUCUUCCAUCUUAGACAUAUCUUAAAGCUAAGCGCAAACCACUCCUUUCAAUAAAGAGGUUGCCAUUUUCAUUCAAGUGCACCAAGUUGAGCAGCUCAGCUAGACCGAGCUCUCUAGGAGUCAUAGAUGACCAUUUCAGAACAAACCAGGGACCUGUAGAGAUAAAAUACAUAAAACAAACUGCAGCUGUUGAUGUGUUCAGUCACACUGACGCUCUUGCAUCCCUUGCUGGUGUCACCCUCCAUCAGACCCCACACAUCUCCAGUGUCAUUCCUUACGAUUUAAGUUCUUCAUUAUUUCAGGACUCUCCCCACAGGGUCUCCUUGUCUCCUCCCAAGGGGCUAUGUGUGUGAUGUUAUGUGAGUUGGUGUUUUGGCCCCCAGGGGGGAGCUAGCCCACGUCCUUGAGUGGCGGAGCUCACCAGCCAAUCACAACUGGAAUAUUUGACUUUGCCUGUUAGAGGCCAAACAGGAACAUGGUACUGCUGUCAAUAAAAACACAAAAUAAAGUGAAUAUAGAUGUAAAGUGUAUGUAAAAUGUACGAAGGGAACAUAUAUUGCUAUAAUAAUUCUUGCAGACACAGAUAUUAAUAAUUGAUAUUAUGAUUGUUGUUAGUUCUAUUGAUAUUCUGAUUCUUUUUUAACAUUACUUCCACAUAUACAGUGAUUUGACACCUGUUGUUCUGUGGUGCAGAUCAGGACAACCAGUGCAUGUGGGACUGGGAAGAGUGGUUAUGGGUUGGCGCUAAAACAUGAGGGUCAAACAAUAACCUGACAUGUGUUUCACUGCAAAGUGAGUGUGGAUUCUGUAAGAGCUCCUUUAAGUGGCCCAUUAAAACUGGCUUCAUUGUU